Messenger RNA from Corylus avellana, 864 nucleotides. Its product is annotated as NAC transcription factor 29. Gene Ontology annotation, molecular function: DNA binding. Lineage: Eukaryota; Viridiplantae; Streptophyta; Magnoliopsida; Fagales; Betulaceae. Gene Ontology annotation, biological process: regulation of DNA-templated transcription. The record is from RefSeq and is a predicted model, not a curated record.
GUUUCAUACUCGCUCACAGAAAAAAGAAAAAAGAAAAAGUGGUUUCAUACUCAUCAGACGGCACUCUCAGACAUGGCCGGUGACUCCCAAAUCGCAUCGGUUCAAGAAAGUAACGGAGGAGGAGGUGGAGGAGAAGAAGAACUGAAUUUGCCGACCGGUUAUAGAUUUUGGCCGGAGGAAAACGAGCUUAUUUCGCAUUAUUUGACCAACAAGCUGUUGGGCCGUCCACUCUCCGCCAACAUCAUAAAAGACAUUGACUUGUACGAGUAUGAUCCUCAUCAGCUUCCCAUCGAUAAGUUCAGGUAUGGUAUGAGGAAUGAGGCAUAUUACUUUACCAACACUCGACCAAAUCGAACUACUAAGAAUGGUUAUUGGAAGGCAAUUGGUGAAGAUGAACAAGUUUUUGGUGGUGAUGGCGGCACUGAAAUUGUUGGGUUCAAGAAAUCUUUCAACUUUUAUUGGGGACUAGAACCAAAUGGUGAAAAGCGACCGUGGAUAAUGGAAGAAUAUAGACUCAAUCCAAGCAUAAUUCCAGCUGAUGCACUUACUGACAGCAUCACCCAAAAGAUGGAGAGGCUUGUAGUAUGCAGAAUUCAAAAAGAAGAAGGUGGAGAUAGCAAGAAUUCAACAUUAAAAUUCAUUGCUUCCGAUAUUGGAGGAAACCAAAAUGAUAUAUAGUAUGUAUAAAUCUACCUACAAAGACCUACAACUGGAGUUGGUCGCAAUCAAGUGCUUCAGUGAAUGUUGAUCCCCUUUUUAUCUGUUGGUUCUUAUUAUUUAGAGGAAAACUCAGUUUUUAAUUUUAUUAUAGUGUUACAGUCUUAUCUCUUUGAGUAAAGGAUUCCGCUUACUUCCAGUUUUUCA